ACCUCCGACAGCGUCAGUUCGUUUGCGAACUGUGUGAAAAGCGAAUUCGGACGCCACAUUUUAUUCGGAAAUCUAAAAAAAGCACAAAAAGUUAAAAACGAAACGGAAAAGCGUCAACGAACCGAGUGCGAGCGGUAAUGUGCGAAAGGCUACAAAGAAAUUAAUUAUAUUUUUGUGACUCGUGGUUUUACAGUCCGCGUUCGCUUGUGGUUUAACAGCACUGUGACAUUUGGUACAUGCUCGUAUAUAAGAGAAAAUCGUAAAAAUAAAACGAAAUUGAGAAAAGUGAUGCACCGCCGUAAGCAGCAAGCGUUAGUGUUUGUUGUGAUGAGGGUUUAUACAAAUUUCGUGUGAAAUGAGGAAAGGCCGUGAUGGCGAUCAGCUAUGGCAGUUAAUCCGCUCCUGAGUCAAGGUGAACGGUGUUGAAAAGUGCUAAAGAAAGGCAUUAGUACACUUGAAUAUACAAAACUACCAACACUUAAGAAAGUGUGCUAAAAGUGGCACACAAAUAAAUAUAUUAGUGAUUGUGUUUCCUAAGCAAAAAACGAAAUCAAACAACGAAAAAACGCGCGUGUAAAACAGAAACACAAGUUAAAAAAAAACGGUGAAUCACCGUUAAGUGCUAAUGACUUUCCUUGAGGCAUUAUUCUGUAUCCUGCUUAAUUUCAUGUUGUUCUAAUGGUGCUGUGAGGCCGCCAUUGUGUUGGAGAGGCAAAAAAUAAUUGCAAGCUCGCGCUAACAUAAACCUUCAAUUGCCAAUCCAAUCCACCAGCAUACUUGUGAUACUUAAGUGGUUGCAACUACAAGUUUUCAAUGCAACAUACUAUUUGAGUGCAGUGCACCAUUUGGAUGACGACUGAACAACCGUGGCGACAAGCUUUCCGAAAUGGGGAAAAACUAUCAGAUCAUAAAAGGGAAACGGUAAACCAAACUGACGCUGCUGACAAGCAAUGAAAACACUACAGACCCGGAGACAAGUGAGAGAAAUGCUCACGAAGAGACGUUGACUAGCGUCAUAUCCUUACAGUAAACCAAACUACAAAAAGCAACGGAAGCUAAAAUUAAACUAAGGAAAUACAUACUUACAUAUGUACGUAUAAGCAGUUUUACAGGGCGAUUUAGUAAAAAUGCAGAAUCUCCGCUUGAAAUCAGCUUGAAACGCACAUGCACAGCAUAAUACUGAAUAAAAUAAAACUAAUGGAGCGCGCAGAACGAGAUUUUUUGGCGCAAAGAGAGCUGUGGCUGUACCGGAACUACCAACUUGCAAUCGCGGGAUGCAAUGAAGAAUGCUUAAUAUUGGUAAUGCAUAAAAUUUUGAAAUGCCAGAGUCAGACAUGAAAUAGCAAAGCUUUUGUAAAUAUAUAUAACGGAUUUAUUAAACAGUGAAUUCGUCCAAAUUCUUAUUUUUGCUUACGAGUGAUUGUUAAAAUAUAUUUUUCUGGAGGGUUGUGAAUAACUUUGAGUGCUUUUUAAUGCUUCAUACUUUGCGGAAAAAUCUUACUAAGAAGUAAUAAGAGGAUACAGCAAGAGAUUGACGAUAGAAAUAACUAAUUGAAUAUUUAACGUUGAAUAAUAAUUAAAAAUCAAAAAAAAAAGAGUAUGUAAUUAAAAAGCUUGAUUAAAAGUAGUAAAAAUUGCUAUAAAUAGUCUUAAACGCUCCAAAGAAGCAGCUGUUAAGCAUAUAAAUAUUGUUGCAACUUUUUUUGUUAAAGUAUAUAAAAAUAAGUGAAGAACUAUGUAAAUAAGUUGCAACAAUUUUAAGCGCGUUAUUGAUUAAAUACUGUACUCUAGGUUAAGGCCAGUGUUUUGUGAUAUUUUCAAGCUUUACUUGUAUGCAAAAGAUUGAAGUUUUGUAAGCAAAAUUACAAAAAUUAAAGGAGCUUUAAAUUAUAUUUACAAAAACAGAAAAUUUAGAAAAAAUUAAUAACAAUUAAAAAAGACAACUGAAAGCGAAAAGAAAAAAGGUUAAAGUCUGGCAUUGCACAGAAUAUAGUGCUAAGAGUUAAGACGGAAGGCGGUGCUGAUGAACAAGAAGAAAUUAUAACUUUGAUUUGAAUUUAAAAUUAUUUAUUAUAUUAAACACUGCUUACCCACAAGCUUAGCUCUAGCAUAAUUUGUAAAUACUUAGAGCUACGAGCUUUUUGGUUCAACGACUAAUAGAACAUCGAUUUAAAAUAUAUAUACUUUUUUCUUGCAUAAUUUCGCCAGCAGUUACUUUCGUUGUAGUAACUGUUUCUGUGAAUAAGUCAGAACUUAAAAUUAGCAACACUAACUGCUUAGUACAGGCGCGACUCGUUGUUUUGCCCUACUUACAUCGUUUUAAGUUAGAAUACAUUCGAGUACCCAGUGCGCUUGCGGCCCCGCUUCUUAUCGCAGACCGAUGACUGAACUCAAUGCGACGCACGGAUUCGACCCGCACAUUUUUCAUGCACUAAAGUCAUCUCCACGCAUACAGGAUCUGCUACGCCAAGAGCCCGCUUUGCUACCGCCCGCUGAUGUUGUUGUGGAUAGUUCGACGCAUGAUUACGAUGCGGCGCCAAUCAAUUUGCAAGAUUUCAUACAGAGUGUGUCGGACAGCAACGUCUUCGUUGAGUAUAUUGCACCCACAGAUUCUACAAUAUACUCACUCGGCAAGAGCGCUACAGACGACGGCACACUCUUUCCCCAGUUGACAGAGAAUUUCACCUUCCACAAUUUCUACAGCAACCAGUCGAAUGAAACACAGUGUAAGGAUGUCUAUCAUCCGGAUGACGACACCCGUCUAGAGUUUUGGGUUUGUGGCGUUGUAUUGAAUAUUGUCGGCAUAUUCGGUAUUAUUGGCAAUAUCAUCUCCAUGAUUAUACUGUCACGUCCUCAAAUGCGUUCCAGCAUAAAUUAUUUGCUCAUUGGCUUGGCACGUUGUGAUACGACUUUGAUCAUCACAUCCAUGCUACUCUUUGGCAUUCCCUGUGUCUAUCCAUAUUCGGGUUAUUUCUUCUAUUAUUACAACUAUAUUUAUCCGUUUAUAUCACCGUCGAUCUUCCCCAUCGGUCUGACGGCGCAAACGGCGAGCAUAUACAUGACGUUCACCGUGACUUUGGAGCGUUAUGUGGCCGUUUGCCAUCCGCUCAAGUCACGUGCGCUUUGUACUUAUGGACGCGCCAAAAUCUACUUCAUUGUUUGUUGUACACUGUCGUUGCUGUACAACCUGCCACGCUUCUGGGAAGUUAUGACGGUGAGUUACCAGCCUGAGGGUAGUGAGAUAGUGUAUCAUUGCUUACGACCGUCGCCUUUACGAAAAAAUCAAACAUACAUCAAUAUCUACAUACAUUGGUGUUAUCUGAUUAUCAAUUAUAUAAUACCAUUCCUCACGUUAGCCAUACUCAAUUGCCUGAUCUAUCGCAAAGUAAAGCGUGCGAAUCGCGAACGCCAACGAUUGUCGCGCUCCGAGAAGCGUGAAAUUGGCUUAGCGACUAUGCUGAUCUUCAUCGUAAUUGUCUUCUUUCUCUUAAACUUUCUUGCGCUUGUCGUAAAUAUCGAUGAGGCUUUCUAUAAUAAAAUCGAUCACUCCCUAACGAAAAUCUCCAAUUUGCUGGUGACGAUCAAUAGUAGCGCGAAUUUCUUAAUUUACGUCAUUUUCGGCGAGAAGUUCAAACGUAUUUUCUUGUUGAUUUUUUUCAAACGCCGCCUCAGCCGCGACCAACCCGAUCUUAUUCACUACGAGAGUUCUAUAUCGAACAACGGUGACGGCACAAUAAAUCAUCGUUCAUCGGGCCGGUUUUCACGACACGGUACGCAGCGCAGUACAACAGGCACAUACCUAGUUACCGGCGGCGGCUCGAACAACAGUACUUUGAAAAAUGUGCGUUUGGUGCAGACCGGUUCGCCGGGUGUGGUGAAGAUCAAACGCAAUCGGGCGCCCUCGCCGGGACCGGUCGUGUACUACCCGGCACGCGACAGUCAACGUACAACUGUUGUGACGCCGGUGGCGUUAGCGUCGAACAACAACACGGCACUAAGCUGUGAUUGGAUUGACGCCAAGAAUGGACAAAUGACGUCGGGGAUCUGAAAGCAUGCGAUCAAUUCAGAUACGGUUGGAGGCGGCGAGUGUGUAUUUGUAGCGAAAGGGUAUAGCUGUAAAAGAGGUUUAGUUGUACACGUAUAGUUUGGUUAAAUGUCAUCCGCUUGACAUAUACCAACUGAUAUUUUGACCAAGCGGUGUUAUUACGACAAUAAUAUAAUUACUUUUGCAAGAUUCUUUUCAAACCACAGAUUUCUUUCUUUUAAACGGUAGUACAAGGCAGUUAGCUUCUGUAUUUGAGACUUCGAUGUGGAAUUUUGUCCUGAAGAAACUGCUCAUGUGUCGUGAGGAGCAGUCAUCGUUUAAUAUGCCUGCGCUUGACGCGAAUUUUUAUAGACUCUGUGGCCUCAUAAUCCACAGCUCCUCCAGUGAAUCAUACCGUUGGGAUCCCAGAUGUUUACAGCGUAAUCUUGCCAAUGCGGUACAAGCGCGCACAGAAGAUGCUUCGUUGUCUCCGUGGUGCGUUACUCUAGACAUAUCCUACAGUCUUCUUGAUCUAUCGGCCCCAAUCUGCGGGCAUCUAUCGCCACCAGUUAGUGACUAGUUAGUAUUCCGAUCAUGUGCCUACAGUCUCUUUAGUUGAGUGCAAAUAGUAAUUUUGUGUACUUCCGAUCUAUCGUUUUGCAGAUAACUUUUGUAGUUUUGCACCCAGGUAGCUCGUUCCUUCGGGUUAUGAUUUUCUUUACCAUACUUCUGUCAAGAGCAUCGUAUAGACAAUACAUCGGUUUCUCAAUGUUUAUCACGUUUUCGGUUGUAGUCGUACACCAUACUUGGCAGUCUUGUCCACUCUUUCAUUGCCCUCGAUGCAUUUGUGGCUUGGCACUGACUAGAAGUGAAGUUACUUGCUUCUGGCAACACUUUCCACUGCUGCCCUGCUGCCCUGCUUCCCAAGACACUUCUAUUCGAUAUGCGUUACGAGGUUACUGUCUUGAUUGCUGCUUGGCUGUCUACGUGGGUGUUGACUUUUUUCUGCACAACUUUUAUUGUUAAUUCGAUUUAUGCCUUCCAUAUUAAUUUAUAAUUUCUUAGUCACAAUUUUUUCUCCGAAAGAUACUCCACAAUAAAAAGAAUUAAAAUAAAAUAAAAUGUAAUAAUAUAGUACAGGCUGAUUGCUGAACGAAGCUUUUUACAACAAUUUCUUCAAUGUUAUAUACCUCAUCUGAGUAUGUAUCUAUGUACAUAUAUAGAUGUGAAAUGCUUACAUUUUCAGCAACAACUAACUGUUAAUAAAGUGACGAAUUUUUUCAAUUUAUCCGUGUAAUAUCUGCGCUAGCCAAGCGCGAACAUGUGCAUAUGUGUAUAUAAAUGCAAGGCGCUCGUGCGUAAUGCGUAUUCGUAUACAACCUAUUUACAGUUAAACAGUUUCAUGCUUUAUACACACUUUCGCUACCUUUGAAUUUAUAAAUGUAUAAAUAUGUAUUUAUGUAUUUAACUGUAUCUAUGUAAAGGAAAAAAAAUUGUAAAAUAUUAGCCCAAAAUCUUAGACGUAAAACUUAGUAUAAAUAUUCUAGUUAAAUAUUUGAAUAGUUCAAUCUCCAAAUGUGAAAUAAUUUUCUGAAUACACACCUAUAAAUUUACAUAUGUAUAUAAAAAUAUGAAGGACAAAUUCUAGGCUAAGUAAACGAAUAUCAAAAUGUUCAUGUAACUAUUUGAAUUUUAUUCAAGCGAUAUAUUUAUGUGUAUCUAUUGUUACGCUGAUAAUAUUUAAUAAAGAAAAAAUAUUAAAGAAUCAAAUAAUAAUAAAUGAUUGGCUAACUACAUACUAUUUAUAAAAUACAAGGUCGUGCAACUCGAGCAACAAACAAAUGUCAUGUACACCAGUCACAUAAAUGGUGUUUUUUUAGACACGCGGUUUUCAAGAAAAACUGAAACGCAUAAAAUUUAAUAUUACAGAAACGUACCUUCAUUUUGAAAAUAAAUAUGCGCGUCUUACAAAUAUUUGUCCGGAGUUAGUCUGUGCACUAUGGAAUGGCCAACCAAAUCAAGUAUAAACCUAACAACAACUGUCAAAAGAAUCAAAUCCGAAAACAUACAUAUUGCCCGAUUGAAAACCAGGCGUCUGAAAAAACACCCACUACGAUAGAAUUGAUAUCUCUUUGGUCGAAUAGAAUUACAACACGGCUGGAAUUUGAAACAGCAAGCCACAUAAUGUAUUUUGGUACUAAUUAGAACAAUAAUUGUUUGGAAUAAUUAAAGGAUACAAAGAAAUCAAAAUUAAAAAGUUUUUAAUCAUUUCAACGAAUUAUUAUUAUACACUAGACUGAUACGAGUUUUUAUGUUUUUAAUUUUUUUGUAUAAUAUUUUUGCAACAAUCAGAAUGGAGAACCAUUUACGUCACAAUAUUUCGAAUGGCAUGGCCUUGUAUUUAAUGGACAUUGUUAAACACAGAAUCUUUCAGAAUCUUUGAAAUCAAACAAUAAAACCUAUUUUA
Bactrocera neohumeralis is the source of this 6491-nucleotide messenger RNA. RefSeq names its product FMRFamide receptor-like. Bases 2381 to 4048 code for a protein of 555 amino acids. The transcript has 3 exons. The record is from RefSeq and is a predicted model, not a curated record. Gene Ontology annotation, molecular function: G protein-coupled receptor activity. Gene Ontology annotation, cellular component: membrane. Gene Ontology annotation, biological process: G protein-coupled receptor signaling pathway. NCBI's taxonomy places the organism in Eukaryota, Metazoa, Arthropoda, Insecta, Diptera, Tephritidae.